Messenger RNA from Cyphellophora attinorum, 1515 nucleotides. Its product is annotated as L-ornithine N(5)-monooxygenase. The transcript is spliced from 2 exons. Gene Ontology annotation, biological process: intracellular iron ion homeostasis. The record is from RefSeq and is a predicted model, not a curated record. The coding region runs from base 1 to 1515 and encodes 504 amino acids. NCBI's taxonomy places the organism in Eukaryota, Fungi, Ascomycota, Eurotiomycetes, Chaetothyriales, Cyphellophoraceae.
AUGGCACCAGGACUAAUAUCAGAGCAGAUUCGAAUUGAUAACAGUGCUCCCAUGUUUCUAUAUGAGAGCCGCGACUCGGAAAUGGUCCAAACAAAUUCGGCAGGCGGUGAUGAAGUGCACAAUCCGUCAUUAGAGAGAUCUUCCCAGAAGCCCGGCCAUCAAGCAAACGCCUUGACACCACCGUUGUCUCCUACAGAACGCAAUGAAAUGAACGACCUGGUCUGCAUCGGCUUUGGUCCGGCUGGCUUGGGCAUCGCCGUUGCCCUCAAUGAUAUGUACGGAUCCGACACAACCGGGAAUGCGGGCUCCGAAACUACCAUUCGUCAGAGAGUACGCUUCCUCGAGAAGCAGUCGAAUUUUUCCUGGCAUCCUGGCAUGCUGUUACCAGGAGCGAAGAUGCAGAUAUCCUUCAUCAAGGACCUCGCUACUUUGCGAGAUCCUCGCAGCUAUUUCACAUUUCUAAACUAUCUCAAGGAAGAGCAGAGGCUGGUUCAGUUCACCAACCUCAGCACCUUUCUGCCUUCUCGUCUGGAGUUUGAGCGUUACAUGCGCUGGGCCGCAAAUCAUUUCGAAAGCUCUGUUGAUUACUCCGAGGAAGUGACAAGCGUGAGGCCCAUCAGAUACGUGACAGGACAGAAAUACGAUCGCCUCGAGAUUGAGUCUCGAAAUUGCCGAACCGGCCACACAUCGAAGCGCAUUAGCAAGAACGUAGUCAUUGCGGUGGGCGGCUACCAAAGCAGACCGGCCAUAUUUCAGAAGCACAACCACCGCAUACUCCAUACAUCAGAGUAUCUCACCAAGAUCGUUGCUGUGGUUGGCAGUGGGCAGAGUGCCGCAGAAGUCUUUAAUGACCUUCAUACGCGGUAUCCCAAUGCUUCGACACGCUUGAUCAUGCGAGAUACGGCAUUGCGGCCGAGCGACGACUCGCCAUUCGUCAACGAAGUCUUCGAUCCUUCCGCAGUCGACACAUUCUACCAUGCUGACCGACACCAGCGUGACGAGGCGAUCAAGAAGAACAGAGCAACCAAUUACAGUGUUGUUCGGUUGCCGCUCUUGGAGCACAUCUACGAGAGCAUGUAUACUCAAAGCAUUGAAGAGCCAGACCGAAGCAAAUGGCAACAUCAAAUCCUGCCAUCGCGAGAUGUUGUUGGUGUUAGUGAAGAGGGUGCUGAUCAGAAGAUCAGCCUGGCACUUCGUCGACUGGACAGCGGUGAUGGGAAGAACGAAGAGAAUGCUUCUUUCGAUGCCGUCAUUCUAGCAACAGGCUAUAAGCGAGACCAACAUAUCGCAAUGCUGGAAGCUUGCCAGGAGAUCAACAGCUCGAAGGAUGGUAGCUGGACACCCAACCGAGACUACAGUCUCGGCCUAGAUCGAUCUAUGGUAGAAGCUGACGUUGGCAUCUGGCUCCAAGGUGCCAAUGAGUCCAGUCACGGCUUGGCAGACUCGUUGCUCUCCAUCAUUGCGACGAGGAGUGGCGAACUUGUGCAGAGUAUCUUCGGAAAUGGAAAGAGGUAA